Molecule: messenger RNA, 1589 nt
Organism: Mesocricetus auratus (golden hamster)
Lineage: Eukaryota; Metazoa; Chordata; Mammalia; Rodentia; Cricetidae
Product: cytochrome P450 2K6-like
Exons: 9
Coding region: 1-1422 (473 amino acids)
Biological process (GO): xenobiotic metabolic process
Cellular component (GO): intracellular membrane-bounded organelle; cytoplasm
Molecular function (GO): heme binding; oxidoreductase activity, acting on paired donors, with incorporation or reduction of molecular oxygen, reduced flavin or flavoprotein as one donor, and incorporation of one atom of oxygen; iron ion binding
Source: RefSeq, a predicted model, not a curated record
AUGGCUAAAGCAUCCAAACUACAGUCUCCUCCAGGACCCAAACCUUGGCCACUUAUUGGAAAUCUACACAUACUCAACCUGAGGAGACCAUAUCAAACCAUGUUAGAGCUCUCCAAGAAAUAUGGCCCCAUUUACAGCAUUCAUAUGGGGCCAAGGAAGGUGGUGGUGCUUUCUGGCUAUGAGACGGUGAAAGAUGCCCUUAUUAAUUAUGGCAAUCAGUUUGGAGAGCGUUCUCGAGUGCCUAUAUUUGAAAGACUUUCUAAUGGAAAAGGAAUUGUCUUUGCUCAUGGUGAAACGUGGAAAAUAAUGAGAAGAUUCAGCUUGACCACCUUAAGGAACUUUGGCAUGGGCAAACAGAUUAUAGAAGACACAAUUAUAGAGGAAUGCCAUCAUCUCAUACAGAAUUUUGAAUCUUACAAAGGAAAACCCUUUGAGAUCAAGAAAGUGCUGAAUGCUUCUGUUGCUAACGUCAUUGUGUCCGUGUUGUUCGGGAAACGGUUUGACUACCAAGACCCCCAGUUCUUGAGACUCUUAACCUUAAUUGGUGAAAAUGUGAAACUCGUUGGAAGCCCAAGAAUUGUGCUUUUUAAUAUGUUUCCUGUUUUGGGAUUUCUCCUAAGAAGCCACAAGAAGGUCCUAAGGAACAGAGAUGAAUUAUUUUCCUUCAUAAGGAUGACCUUACUAGAACACCGACAUAAUCUUGACAAAAAUGAUCCCAGAAGUCUCAUUGAUGCCUUUCUGCUCAGACAGCAGGAGGAAAAUCAUAUAUCUGCUGACUAUUUCAAUGAAGAAAAUUUGUUAGCCCUUGUUAGUAAUCUGUUUGCAGCAGGAACAGAGACCACAGCCUCCACACUGCGCUGGGGAAUCAUACUCAUGAUGCGAUACCCUGAGGUCCAGGAGAAGGUCCAUGAUGAGAUCGUCAAAGUUGUGGGCUCGGCUCAGCCUCGGAUUGAGCACCGAACUCAAAUGCCCUACACAGAUGCUGUAGUUCAUGAAAUACAGAGGGUUGCUGACAUACUGCCCAUCAGCUUGCCCCAUGAGACAACCACAGAUGUUAUAUUUAAGAACUACUAUAUUGCAAAGGGCACAGAGGUCAUCACCUUGUUGACGUCGGUACUUCGGGAUCCAACACAGUGGGAAACACCAGACACUUUUAACCCUGCUCAUUUCCUCAGCUCCAAGGGCAGCUUUGUCAAGAAAGAAGCUUUCAUGCCCUUUUCAGUGGGUCGCCGGAUGUGUGCUGGUGAAUCACUGGCAAAAAUGGAACUUUUCCUCUUCUUCGCCAGUCUCAUGCAGAAGUUUACCUUCCUACCACCCCCUGGAGUCUCCCAUCUGGACCUGGAUCUAACGCCAGACACUGGCUUUACCAUGCAACCAAUGCCUCAUAAGAUAUGUGCUCUGCUCCGAGCCUCGGCUCUGUGAGUUUACCACAGCCCCCGUUCUUGGUGAGCUCUGUGGUCCUUGGCACAAAAAGCUUUCCUUGCCUUCAUUCCUACCGCUAUGGUAUUUGACUAAAUCCUUCAUGAUGAUUUUUACAGUUAGUCACCUUCUCUGGUAACUGCUAUAGAAGAAAGCUCCCUAUCAAAAAA